GCCUCACUCGCGCUCUCUUUCGUCCUCAACUCCCCCCUCUCUCACGAACUGAUUCACGAAUCGAAAUAUCAAAUCACCAUUGUCGGCUCUCGAGUCUCGCCUCUCGCUCUCUCGAGUCUCGACUAUCGACCGGCGACCGCUCAAAAUCUGAAUACUUGUGACUUCUGAGAUCUGUGAUUCAGAAAAUGUCUAAAAAGAGUUCAUCUAAAACUUCCAGACCAGCGCUACAGAGCCCUGCUAUAGCGAGCUGGGACAUGCCUAAAAAGAGUUCAGCUAAAACUUCCAGAGCAGCGCCACAGAGUGCUGCUAUAGCGAGUUGGGACAUGCCUAAAAAGAGUUCAUCUAAAAAGAAUUCAUCUAAAGCACCCAAACCAGUGCCACAGAGUUCGGCUGCAGCCAAGGCAAAAUCAUCCUCUACACCAAAAACGUUUGGACAUGAAAUUGAGGAAAUCUUCUCAAAGAAAAGAAAGAAAACCGGGCAUGAGAAGACCAGAAAAGUGGCAGAAGGUGUCGUUGGAAAACCAGACAAAUUGGACGAAAACAUGGGUAAAGAUUCAAAAAAAGAGAAUUCUCAUAAGAAAAGGAGUAGAUCUGGAGGCUCAAAUGUGGACGUGUUUGAAAAUGAACAAGCUGCUAGACCCAAGAGGAAAACUGCCGACGGUCUAGUCAUCUACUCAGAAGAGGACUUGGGAAUUGGUAGGGCGGAUGCUGGAGGUACCCGUCUCUGUCCUUUUGAUUGUGACUGUUGUUUCUGACCUCUCUUUAACUUUCUAAUAUUGUAUCAACUUAUCAUCAGCAUGCUUCUCGUAGUUUUAAACACAGUUUUGACUUGUGUAAUUUAAUUGCUUCUUAUUUUCCAGCUUUUGCUUCAAGGCAGAGUUCAUUUUUGUUUCUAAUUUUAGAAUUUCUGUUGUCAUUUAUGAAUUCAAUAUACAGAAUAUAAUGAUUCUAAGGCCAUGCCUUGCAUUUUUCAA
Molecule: messenger RNA, 974 nt
Organism: Cynara cardunculus var. scolymus (artichoke)
Lineage: Eukaryota; Viridiplantae; Streptophyta; Magnoliopsida; Asterales; Asteraceae
Exons: 2
Coding region: 186-755 (189 amino acids)
Source: RefSeq, a predicted model, not a curated record